Schistocerca serialis cubense is the source of this 1401-nucleotide messenger RNA. Its product is annotated as facilitated trehalose transporter Tret1-like. Gene Ontology annotation, cellular component: membrane. NCBI's taxonomy places the organism in Eukaryota, Metazoa, Arthropoda, Insecta, Orthoptera, Acrididae. Gene Ontology annotation, biological process: transmembrane transport. The record is from RefSeq and is a predicted model, not a curated record. The transcript is spliced from 5 exons. Gene Ontology annotation, molecular function: transmembrane transporter activity. Bases 1 to 1401 code for a protein of 466 amino acids.
AUGCGGAUACCGUUCGUCACCACAAACCUGCAGUACCUCGCUGCCUUCUGGGCGGCGCUGACAUACCUGAUGAGUGGCAUGAUCUCUGGCUGGGUGUCGCCCAUCCUGCCGCGCCUCCAGGAGCCGGGGUCAUGGCUGCCACUGACAGCAGACGAGGCUUCCUGGAUCGUCUCCAGCCUGACCAUCUCGUGUGUGCUGCCCAUCAUAGGCGUGCCGAUUAUCGUCGACAUCGUCGGCCGCAAGGUGCUGUUCAUCGCAUCUGGAUUGCCAGUGUUUGCUUCCUGGCUCAUGGUGCUGUUCGCUGACUCGGCGGCCAUGCUGAUAGCAUCACGCCUGGUGGCUGGUCUAGGCGUCGGCGCCGGCACCUGCCUGUUACCGAUGUACGUGGGGGAGGUGGCCGAGGCCAAGGUGCGGGGUAUGCUGGGCACCGUCUUCCAGUUCGCCAUGAGCGCGGGUGGGCUCGCCUCCUACUGCAUGGGGCCCUACAUGUCCUACUCGGCCGUGGCCAUCGUGUCCGCCGCCGUGCCCGUGGUCUUCAUGGUGGGCUUCCUCUGGAUGCCCGAGUCACCCUACUUCUUGGCUCUGCGUGGCAGGGACAAGGACGCAGAAAGGACCUUGAGGCGGUUGCGAGGUGCCGUGUCUGAGGAAGCCAUCCAGGAGGAGCUCGGCAUUAUUCACAAGUACGUCAAGGAGCAGCGAGAGGCCAGGCGAUCGCGGCUGGAGCUGCUGGGUCAGCUGGUGCGGCGACGUGGAAACCGGCGGGCACUGGUGUUGUGCGUUGUGCUGAUCGUGGCACAGGUGUUCACGGGGCUGGCUGUGCUCUUGGGCUACACCACUGACAUCUUCCGGCAGUCAGGCGUGGCGCUGGAUGCAGAUGUGUGCGCCAUCAUCGUGGCAGCAGUGCAGACAGUGACCAGUGUUGCCACAUCGCUGCUGGCAGAUCGUGCUGGCCGGCGGCCAUUGCUGCUGCUCUCUUUCGCUGGCUGUGGCGUCACCAUGGCUGCGCUUGGUACCCUCUUCUACCUCAAGGACGUGGUGCACACAGACCUCACAGCUGUGCAGUGGCUGCCACUCGCCGCCAUGGUCGUUUUUCUCGUAUUCAACAUCCUGGGGAUCGGCCCGCUGCCGUGGGCCGUCGUGGGCGAGGUGUUCGCGUCGGACGUGAAGGGCGUGGCUACCUCGGUCGUGGCGGUGGUGCAGUCCAUCCUCUUCACAGCGCUCAGCAAGCUCUUCCAGGUGAUCAGCGACGCCACGGGCGUCUACGCCGUCUUCUUCCUCUUCAUGGCCAGCGCCGUCGUCGGCCUCGUCUUCACAUUCUUCUUUCUACCUGAGACCAGGGGCCGCACCUUCAUCGAAAUCACACGGCACUUCGAGGGCGAAGAAGACGAAGAAACAAAGUAG